Amoebophrya sp. A120 is the source of this 4029-nucleotide messenger RNA. NCBI's taxonomy places the organism in Eukaryota, Dinophyceae, Syndiniales, Amoebophryaceae. The record is from the annotation of a GenBank genome assembly.
CAAGAUGUCGUGAGAUUCAUUUUUUGGUCACCGCCUAGAAGAGGGUCUAGGGCUACCUAGUUGAAAUCCGUGGUCGUCCUCCUCCAGUGAAAAGAAAAGAAGAUGGCGCGGCCUUUCUGGCGUAUGUUGCUUUAUCAUGCUCUUGCUCUCUGCAUCUAUUUCUCCGCCGGUGGAGAUGCAGGUGAGACUCAUAGUGUUACGGAAGAGAGAACACCGGCGCAAUUCACGUCAACGUUUCGACCGCAGGCCACCGCUAGGGUGCCGGCGUCCUCUGCUGCAGCACCAAGAACAGUUCCGAGCAGUCGAAAGGCUGAGGACUCAUCGACGACGAAAGAAGCCAUCGCUCGAGCGCAAGAGCCACUAGGUGUAGAUGUAAAUGAAGAAGAAGCUCCUGCGCAAGAACACCAACAGCGACAGCACCUUCGAGCGCCGCCGUCCAGCACCAGCACUUCUUCGCCUGCUGGUACUACACCAUCAUCAGCUCCCCCACCACCUCCCAACAAGAACAUCCGCUUAAAAAGUUUUGCCGGUCUGCACCCGCACAUGCACGAGUUCAUGGAUUUUUCGGACGAGUACGGGCGACAACGCAUUUUUCGCGGCACGAACUUGGUGAUCAAAGGUCCGCCCUACCUUCCCUACCGCGAAGGGUUCGACCGAGAGGUUUCCUUGGUCAAAAGAGACUACGAAUUGAUGAAGAAAUCCGGCUUGAACCUCAUCCGCCUCGGCGUGAUGUGGGUGGGCGCCCAGCCAAUCGACCGAAGUAGCUGGAACGAGACCUACUUUUCUCAAACGGCGGAACUGAUCGACGAAGCGAAGGAACACGGCAUUUUCGUCCUCGCCGAUAUGCAUCAGGACUGCUACGCCGAGGCUUUUUGCGGCGAGGGCAUGCCGGCCUGGGCUUCGAAAACAAACCACUACGAGUUGGAAGAUACUGUUGCAAAAAAUCGCAAUAGUGGAAAUAUCAUCGAAAAGACACUCUCCAGCGUCGAGAACCAAGUCAAUAAAAACAUCUUCACGGAUUACCUCGACAAGUUUCCCCGUCCCGUCUACCCCGAAUUCACGGAGUUUCAGAAUUUCACCAAUCCCUUCUACUUCAACGGAGUGAUUCCCUACCGCAAGGACUGCGGCGCCCUGGACAACCAUUUGGGGAAUGUGCAGGCCUCGUACGCCGCGGAGGCGACCGGACAGGCCUUUCAAAACCUGUACCAAAACGGAGACGGAUUGACGGACGCGUGGGCGGCAUUCUUCAAAAAAGUGACGGAAAUCACGAAGCCACGAGACAACGUGCUAGGUACUUCUUCAGCUUUCUCGAUCCGCCCGAAAACGAAGAGAAUGAAAUUCCAAGUCCAACCCUAGUAAUGUGGCUUUCCGUUUCCUCGUGUUUUUUUCCUGGUGCUCUGGAACACUUAUCUCUUUUCUUUUUUGUUCUGGGUUUUGCCUACACCCUCCCUCUUCUAUUCAUCCAGGUCUUGAGCUUCUGAACGAGCCGUUCGCGGGGAACAUUUACACGAAUCCGAUGCUCGCCAUCCCCCGGUUCGCCGACGCCUGGAACCUGCAGCCGGCGUACGACGUCGUCGCGAAAGCGAUCCGGGAGGUGGACGAGGAGGAGCUGAUUUUUUUUGCCGGCGUCACCUGGGCCGACAUGGGAGACCACGUAACCUACAACGGGUUCAGCCAUCCACCGGGAGGGCAUGGCUACAAGGUAUGAUCACGAAUUCCCGUCGAUCCCACAUAAUUGCUUCUUCGCAUAAAGGUAGAGCCGUAGCCUCGCACAGGGUGAGCUUUCCCAGCAUGUCAAAAGCGAAUGCAUCAUGUUCAUUCGCAACUUUAUCACUAUCAGGAUCGCAGUGUAAUGGCGUACCACUACUACAUGCCUCCGCAAGAGACGAACUCCAGCGCCAACUACUACCACAACUGGGUGGUGCCCAACGCGGAGCGGCUCGGCACGGCGCAGAUGAUGACGGAGUUCGACCGGGGCACUCCAGAACAGGACUUCCAGCAGUUCGAGCGGGUGGGCGUCAGCUGGGCGUGGUGGGAAUGGAAAAGCUACUGCAAGAACACGGAAAGCUCCAAAGACGAUCCCUCGCAGUUUGCCGCCUGGGGAAGCUGCAAAACCGGGUACGGGGGCGUGUUUCCGGUACUAUAAUUGGCUCAUGUAUAAAAAAAAAAUGCCGCGUCCAGAGCGGUUCCAAGUAGUAGUUAUGGCGCAGCCCCCUUCAGUUUUUUCUACUCCUACAGCAGAUAGACAAUCACCCACAUUCGAAUGGUCGAUGUUGUCAUGACAAAACCCAACCCAAAAACAAAUAUCACCAACAGCCCGACAACGACAAGCCGGUCCUCGGGCUGUACAGCAAGCUGGUUCGGAUGUACCCGCAGGCGAUUCAGGGCGUCUUCAUCCAGAGUUUUUACAACGUCACCAAUUUUCAGCUGGAUUUCGAGUUCACGCUGGAUCCGGAGAUCUGCGCGCCGACGGAGCUGUACAUCGGUUCCGUGUACGACACGGGUGAGUACAGUGCGGUGGAGGUGAAAAAGACUCUCCCGCAUGUCUACGACAGUGCCUUUUUCCACCGAAAAACCGAUAAACGGGAAGAAAAUAAGGACAGACAGAUCGAGGAAAGGCUAGUGGACGCGAUCUUCGAGAACGAGGAUGUGUUCCGCAUGCCGUUGGAUGUAGUUCACGAGAACCUCGUCAACUCAGAGGCAGGACAACGACCCGAUGCAUCACAACGAGAAACAGGAAGUACAGAAACUGAAACGAGCCGACCGAAAGCAUCAACAACCACGGCAGGCGAGCUGGUGGUGCAUGUUUCACCGCAGGGGGCGUUGAAAAACGAGGGCGUGAAGGAUUUGAUCCUUUCCCUGCGUGCAGCAGACGGCGUUCCGAAGAACACAAUCGUGAAAAUGAGAAUUCAAAGACGGUUUUUCGUGGAUAAGAAGGAAAUCGACGAAAGUACAGCGGCGCAGGAGUUGAUGCAAGAUGCAGUGCUCUUGUCGACUGCACCUGGACCGAGCUCGUCUUUCAUGAAAGCAACGUCAUCGAGGGCUCGACACCACGACGACCAAGGAAACUCUUUAACGAGUCGAGCUCCGCAACGGGAACAGGUGCUAUCGCCAGACUUCUUCAAACCGUCUAGGCCGACUGCAUUGGACCGGCAGAAACUGCGCGACGUUCUCACGGAUGAAGCCUGGCGAUUCUUUCGUCAAGCAGCGCGAGACGAGAGGUUUCCCCCGGUGCUAAGAGAAAACCAUGAUAUGCCCACCACGGCGAGUGAGCGCCUGUGGGACGCUACUAAUAUUCUGGGUACUAAAGGGACGACACCGCCGUCGGCGGAAUACGAGCUUGAGGUUUACAAUUAGGAUUAGCGGAAGACGUUGAGGUCUAGCAGAAGGGGGAGCAGGAGCAUACAUGAACAUAAACCGCAGCUCCACGUGCAUUCGACGUCGUGGUGCUCAUCCUUGUACGGUAUUUUUGCAAUUUAGCAUGCAAUUUGUAGCUGUUUCCUAACAAACGAAAAAGAGAAAUUCCAAAACGAAAUCGUGAACAAGGAGAAAAUGAAAUUGAAAAUACUUAAGUAGUCUACGUAGCUCGACGUGGUCGUGGUCGAUGCCUUUCUUUUGUAUCAUACGUUAGUGAAAGUUGAAUGAAACAAUUUGAAAAUAAGAACUAGGUAGAACACAUUUUUAGAAGUUGUAUGGUUCUUGUUUAGCACAAGUGCCGUCCGGAUUCUAGUCCUACCACUGCUGUUAUCGAUGUGUGAAAAUACGCAGUCGCAGAGAAAACGACAAAUGAACCCCGCACGUGCAGAAAAUUGGAAUUGGUGCACUUGCAAUCAAAUAAUGAAUAGAAAUACAGCAUACCAUAAUACCUUCGAUGUUGAAGCUGUGUAAUCAAAGACAAAGACAUUUUGGUUUUCUAACUUUUUCCCCAUCAACGCAAAAGGGUCUUCUCUUUCUCUUGUGUGGUCGAACGUUAACGCACCGCAGCGCCAAGGAGCACAGUCAAAUACAGUCGUAUGCGUACUACUAAAU